Sodiomyces alkalinus F11 is the source of this 770-nucleotide messenger RNA. RefSeq lists its product as hypothetical. The transcript has a single exon. Bases 272 to 715 code for a protein of 147 amino acids. Gene Ontology annotation, molecular function: carbon-sulfur lyase activity. The record is from RefSeq and is a predicted model, not a curated record. NCBI's taxonomy places the organism in Eukaryota, Fungi, Ascomycota, Sordariomycetes, Glomerellales, Plectosphaerellaceae.
CUGCCAUUCAAAUUCGAGUCGCCGAAAGAUGCACUCCAUUCAUUCUUCCCCAUCUCCGGAAAGGACCUGGCUGACUACUCUUAUACUAUUCUAACGUUCGACGCCGAGCUCAAUCCCAGGUAUAUCGCCGUUACUCCUUUGCUGUUCUUCCAAGUCCCUCGACUCCCUCCCCUAUCCUCUAGCUCCAUCGCACUGCGACCGGCCUUUCAAUCCUCCCUCCCGCAAUCUCCCCACCUCUGCCCAAGAGCUCAAGAGCCAAGAGCCCAAGAAAAUGGACAUCUCAUGCCAAUGCGGCGCCGUGACCUUCCGCACAGCAACACCCAGCCCCCUCUCCGUCUACUUCUGCCACUGCACCCAGUGCCGCCGCCAAUCGUCCUCUGCCUUCGGCAUCUCGGCCGUCUUCCCCGCCUCCGCCCUGCCCGUCUUCCCCGACUCGGGCGCCUCCUAUUCCCCGGACCUGCGCGCCCGCCUGGACGUCUUCACGCGUCCGGGCAACGCCGGCCGCACCCUGGACUGCUACUUCUGCCGCUCUUGCGGCGCCCGUGUCGUGCACCGCGGUCGCGCCCCCGAUGGCUCUCCCCUGCCGACGGCCAAUAUCAAGGGAGGGCUCAUCGAGGGCCUGGACCUGAAGGGUGCUUCGCAUAUCUGGACUCGGGAGGCCGUCGUGCCCAUUCCUGACGGGGCCGUCAGUUGGCCCGAGUCUCCUCCUGCGUAAGUUGUAACUAGGCGCAAGAUUGGGCAACGGGUUGGGGAGAGCAAUGCGAAGCGGG